UUCUUCAACAACAACAGCUAGUCAGACACCUUGGUACCUUGCUAGGCAAAACAGCCGAAACAUUGAAGUUAUUUGGACUGUGUUGGUGUAUAGCCACUGUGUAAUUACCAGCAUUAUAUCGUAUCUACUUUGGAUUUCAUAUUUAAGUUGUUGUUAGUCAGCUAAUUUGGUUGGCUUGAUAAAUUAGCCUAGCACUACGCUAAUGCUAGCUAGCUAUUAUCCCCUACCAUGAGUUGCUCACUAAACUUCUCCCCUCCUGCUAAAGAAGAUGGAGUCUGCUGGACUGAGAAAGAAGCUCUGGGGCUGAACGUUUUCGUGAAAGAGGAGGAUGUCACAGUAAAACAAGUAGAGGGUGAGGCUGUUACCGUGAAAGAAGAAGAGAAAGAAGUUACAGUGAAAGAAGAGGAAGACGUGUUCAGAGUGAAGGAGGAGGAGGAGGAUGUUACAGUAAAAGAAGGGGAGAAAGAGGAGGAUGUAGUUUUUGAAGUGAAGGAGGAGGAGACAGAAGGAGAGAGAUGGGCCUAUCGUGGAUCCUCUGGGGAGCCUCAACAACAUCAUGAUGCUGACGAGGCAGAGAAGAGUCUCUCCACAUCAGGACACCUCAAGAAACACCAUCAGAGACCCACAGGAAAGAAACCUCACUGCUGCUCUGACUGUGGGAAACAUUUCAAAUCUUCAUCAGAACUUAAAAAACACCAGAGAAUUCACACAGGAGAGAAGCCUUAUAGCUGUGAUCAGUGUGGCAAGAGUUUUACUCAGUCAAGCCACCUGGUAUCACACCAGAGAACACACACAGGAGAGAAGCCUUAUAGCUGUGAUCAGUGUGGAAAGGGUUUUACUCAGUUAACCAACCUGGUAUCACACCAGAGAACACACACAGGAGAGCAGCCAUAUAGCUGUGAGCAAUGUGGGAAAAACUUUUCUCGGAGAGAACACCUUAAAGAGCACCAGAGAACACACACAGGAGAGAAACCUUAUAGUUGUGAUCAAUGUGGGAAAAGCUUUUCUCAGAUAGAACACCUUAAAGGACACCAGAGAACACACACAGGAGAGAAGCCUUAUAGCUGUGAUGUAUGUGCAGAUAGUUUUACUACAUCAAGCCAACUGGUAGUACACCAGCGAGUACACACAGGAGAGAAACCUUAUAGCUGUAGUCAGUGUGGGAAGAGUUUUACUCAGUCAAACAGCCUGAAAUCACACCAGAGAACACACACAGGAGAUAAACCUUAUAGCUGUGAUCAAUGUGACAAGAGAUACUCUCAUUCAAGUGGUCUGAUUAAACAUCAGAAAAUACAUGCAGGAGAUCCACAGAGUGUAGAAUGAUCUCCAACACCAGACCUGGGUAGUAGAACACAGAGUGUAGAAUAAUCUCCAACACUAGACCUGGUUGUAGAACAUAGAGUGUGGAAUGAUCUCCACCACCAGACCUGGGUAGUAGAACACAGAAUGUGGAAUGAUCUCCAACACCAAACCUCUAUACAUCAAAUCACAUUUUAUUUGGCACAUACACUUGUUUAGCAGAUGUUAUUGCGGGUGUAGCGAAACGCUUGUGUUUCUAGCUCUAACAGUCCAGUAAUAUCUAACAAGUAAUAUCUAACAAUACACACAAUCUAAAGGAAGGGAAUUAAGAAUAUAUAAAUAUUUGGACGAGUGAUGUCAGUGCGACAUAGACUGAUACAGUAGAAUAGAAUAGAAUACAGUAUAUACAUAUGAGAUGAGUAAUACAUAGACUAAGAUACAGUAGAAUAGAAUAGAAUACAGUAUAUACAUAUGAGAUGAGUAAUGCAUAGACUAAGAUACAGUAGAAUAGGAUAGAAUACAGUAUAUCCAUAUUAGAUGAGUAAUGCAUAGACUAAGAUACAGUAGAAUAGGAUUGAAUACAGUAUAUACAUAUGAGAUGAGUAAUGCAUAGACUAACACACAGUAGAAUAGGAUAGAAUACAGUAUAUACAUAUGAGAUAAGUAAUGCAAAAUAUGUAAACAUUAUUAAAGUGGCCAGUGUUUCCAAGUCUAUGUGUACAGGCAGUAGCCUCUAAUGUGCUAGUGAUGGCUAUUUAACAUUAUUUAACAGUCUGAUGGCCUUGAGAUAGAAGCUGUUUUUCAGUCUCUCUGUCCCAGCUUUGAUGCACCUGUUCUGACCACACCUUCUGGAUGAUAACGGGGUGAACAGGCAGUGGCUCGGGUGGUUGUUGUCCUUGAUUAUCUUUUUGGCCUUCCUGUGAAAUCGGGUGCUGUAGAUGUCCUGGAGGGCAGGUAGUUUGCCCCCGGUGAUGCAUUGGGCAGACCGCAUCACUGGGGUAGUUGCAGGCUGUAUCAGUUGCCGUGCCAGGCGGUGAUACAGCCUGACAGGAUGCUCUCAAUUGGGCAACUGUAAAAGUUUGUGAGGGUUUUAGGUGCCAAGCCAAAUUUCUUCAGCUUCCUGAGGUUGAAUAGUCGCUGUUGCACCUUCUUCACCACGUUUCUGUGUGGGUGGACCAUUUCAGUUUGUCCGUGAUGUGUACGACGAGGAACUUUAAACUUUCCACCUUCUCCAUUGCGUCCCAUCAAUGUGGAUAGGGGGUGCUCCCUCUGCUGUUUCCUGAAGUCUACAAUCAUCUCCUUUGUUUUUUUGACGUUGGGCGAGAGGUUAUUUUCCUGGCACCACACUCCCAGGGCCCUCACCUCCGCCCUGUGGGUUGUCUCAUCAUUGCUGGUAAUCAGGCCUACUACUGUUGUGUCGUCUGCAAACUCGAUUAUUGAGGCGUGCAUGGCCAUGCAGUCAUGGGUGAACAGGAAGUACAGGAGGGGGCUCAGCACCCAUCCUUGUGGGUAUCAGCGACGUGGAGGUGUUUUUUCCUACCUUCACCACCUGGGGGUGGCCCGUCAGGAAGUCCCAAGUUCAGACCCAGGGUCUCAAGCUUAAUGAAGAGCUCGAAGGGUACUAUGGUGUUGAAUGCUGAGCUGUAGUCAAUGAACAGCAUUCUUACAUAGGUAUUCCUCUUGUCCAGAUGGGAUAGGGCAGUGCGAUAGUGAUUCUAUCGUCUGUGGAUCAAUUGAGGCGGUAAGCAAAUUGAAGUGGGUCUAGGGUAUCAGGUAAGGUAGACGGUGAUAUGAUCCUUGACUAGUCUCUCAAAGCACUUCAUGAUGACGGAAGUGAGUGCUAUAGGGCGAUAGUGAUUUAGUUCAGUUACCUUUGCUUUCCGGGCUCUAGAGUGGCGAAACAGUUUAAGGCACUGCAUCUCAGUGCGAGAUUUGUUACUACAGUCCCUGGUUUGAAUCCAGGCACACAAUAAGCACAGCAUCGUCCGGUUUUGGCCGGGGUAUGCCGUCAUUGUAAAUAAGAAUUUGUUCUUAACUGACUUGCCUAGUUAAAUAAAAAAAAUAUUGGGUACAGGAACAAUGGUGCACAAGGAUGAUGACUCAUAUGUCUAGAAUCAGACGACGUAGAGAGCAAGCUACCCCUUGUUUUCUCCUUUCCGUUUCCAAAAAGUGACUCAAAAUAUGUAUUUGAGAAUGGUCUAUCUGCUGACCGCAGACUGGGGGGCACGGCAUGUAAUGAUUUUCGUGUAGUGAUGAUUUACUACACACCGUGCCCCCCAAUAGUGCCAUGCGAGAGUUGGGUUGGCCACACCAAAGAUUAUGGAUAUACUGACAAGAAUUCUCUCCGCCCUGACAAGGGGAGUCGUUGUCCAUAAAGCGGCAAUGCGGGUUGUCUAGCUUCCGCCUAUCCUUUCUUUGGAUUGGUGGAUACUUCUUAUUAUUGUAAUUAUUUAUUUUUUUAAAUGUAUGAGGGUUGUUGACGUCAACCGCCUGUAUUCAAUGGGGAGUAGAGGUCGGCCAAUUAUGAUUUUUCAAUGCCGAUAGCAAUUAAUCAGCCGAUUAAAAAAAAAAUGUAUUUGUAAUAAUGACAAUUACAACAAUACUGUAGCGACCCGCACAGACAGCUGUGUGUUAUGGGUUAGGCUAGUAGGUGGUUGUGUUGUACUUACCAGUACCCAGUGUUCGCGGGGUCCGACAUGCCAAUCAACCUGCUAUCUGCCAAUCACGGGAAUGCCUGGAAUGUUCUGAUGCCCGGCAUCCUGGCGGUUGGUGGAGUGGCGUGGAGGGGGGUUGGGCAGGGGGAUGGAGCAUUGGAAGUUAAGACCAGGUUUAGCCUUUGUUCUCUCUCUUACGUCUGGGCUUCACAAGACAAGGUCACGAUUAGCUUGUGGUUUAUCUUUCAUUUAUUUGGCGUGGGCUAUGGCCAAACAGUAGCCUGUGUAAAGUUGGUUUAAUAAACCGGCAAUUCGUAAACUCAA
Molecule: messenger RNA, 4277 nt
Organism: Oncorhynchus nerka (sockeye salmon)
Lineage: Eukaryota; Metazoa; Chordata; Actinopteri; Salmoniformes; Salmonidae
Product: zinc finger protein 239-like
Exons: 2
Coding region: 229-1323 (364 amino acids)
Source: RefSeq, a predicted model, not a curated record